AUGGUCGUCACCAACACUCCAAAUGACACCGUCGAUCCUAACAUCGCCAUCUCCCCUAAUGCUCCUCACCAACUCCCACAACUAGUAGAUACAAUCACAGCGCAGACAAAGGCUUACAAUGACGGAGAUGCAGAGGCAAGACUGAAGCUGGUCGAAGCAGCGCAGUCGUUGAUUUAUGCCUUGGAGACACCGCGAGAGGCGAUGUUGAGAUAUUGCUGGGCACAGUCAACGGCCUUUUAUGCAAUCGAAGUCGGUAUCGAUCUAGGACUGUUCUCGCUACUCGCGCAUAGUGAGCAGCCCAAACCAGUGUCGGAACUGGCGAGUAGAUCGGGUGCUGAGCCUGCUCUAGUUGGCCGCAUAUUAAAACAUCUCGCUGCCGUUGGCGUCGUCACCGAAACCGGUAUGGAUGAAUACCAAGCCACCAGACUCUCAACCACACUAGCCAUAAAGCGAUUCAGCGAUGCGUGGCCAUUCAUAUCUGGCGGCUGCCACUCCGCCCUCCAAGCGCUCCCAGCCUACCUCAGACAGACCAACUACCGCGAUCCUACAGACGGCCAUAACGCACCCUUCCAGAUGGGCUAUCGCACGGAUAAACCCUUCUUCGAAUACAUACACAGCCCCUCAUCGGGCCCUGCCCUCGCGACGCAAUUCAACAAUUUCAUGUCUGUGUACCAUCAGGGACGACCGAGUUGGAUGGAUAAAGGCUUCUAUCCUGUUCAGGAGCGAUUGUUGGAUGGUGCCAGGACGGGCGAUGAGGAUGUGUUGCUGGUCGAUGUGGGAGGUAAUAAAGGGCAUGAUACUGACGAGUUCAGAUCCAAGUGGCCAGGCACAGGUGGGAGGUUGGUGUUGCAGGAUAUACCAGCUGUUUUGGACGAGGCUGAAGGGCUAAAUGGGGUCGAUGUCAUGGCGCAUGAUUUCUUCACGGAACAGCCUGUCAAGGGCGCAAGAGCAUACUACCUCCACUCUGUCCUCCACGACUGGCCCGAUUCGUCGUGUCAGAUAAUCCUCUCGAAACUAGUCGGCGCCAUGACGCCCGGGUACAGCAAGAUCCUCAUAAAUGAGAACAUCAUCCCCGACACAGGUGCCCAUUGGCAGGCUACGGGGCUGGAUAUGAUUAUGAUGGUGGAUGUAGCUGCGAGGGAACGGACAGAGAGGCAGUGGAGGGAGUUGGUGGAGAGUGUUGGGUUGAAGAUUGUGGAUAUUUGGACUGUGAGGAGUAGCGUGGAGAGUUUGAUUGAGUGCGAGUUGAUGUCAUAA
Messenger RNA from Aspergillus wentii DTO 134E9, 1257 nucleotides. RefSeq lists its product as uncharacterized. Lineage: Eukaryota; Fungi; Ascomycota; Eurotiomycetes; Eurotiales; Aspergillaceae. Gene Ontology annotation, molecular function: O-methyltransferase activity. The transcript is spliced from 5 exons. The coding region runs from base 1 to 1257 and encodes 418 amino acids. The record is from RefSeq and is a predicted model, not a curated record.